Messenger RNA from Priceomyces carsonii, 2082 nucleotides. RefSeq names its product sorting nexin 1. Gene Ontology annotation, biological process: protein retention in Golgi apparatus; retrograde transport, endosome to Golgi. Gene Ontology annotation, cellular component: endosome. The coding region runs from base 1 to 2082 and encodes 693 amino acids. Lineage: Eukaryota; Fungi; Ascomycota; Pichiomycetes; Serinales; Debaryomycetaceae. Gene Ontology annotation, molecular function: phosphatidylinositol binding. The transcript has a single exon. The record is from RefSeq and is a predicted model, not a curated record.
AUGGAUCAAGAAGAUCUUACGGCUUCUCAUUGGGAUGAUGUGAUUUCUCCUGCCACUGGAUCUUCUUUCACGAAUUUACACAGUACAUUUCUUCCACCAAGUAAUGAUUUUAAUGAGCUCAAAAUCAACAAGGAUUCCUCUGAGGAAGAGGAAGAUAAUAGCGAUAAAGAUGGCUCUGGCUCUCGGAGUAGUGACCAGGGUGGCUCUGAUGAAGGAUUUAGUAAUGAUGGGGAAUUUCGUGGCGAUAGCAGCGCUUAUGUAAGAGAAUCUGAAAUGAAUCAGCUUAAAGAAUUAAAAAAAGAAGAAAGGAAAGAGCACAAGCAUCAAUUGCUCUCGGAAUUGGUUCAGGGGUCUGAAGAUCAUGUCUUAGAACUGUCAGUAGUAUCACCUGAGAGGAUCGAUUCUUCGAAAGCCUUGUUCAACGACAAAGAUAGCCCAGUAAAAGCUGUUGGAAACAAUCAUGACCUUGAAACCUAUUCGUCGCCCAAAAGACCAUUUAACUUGAAGAACAGUUUUAAAGCACCUAGACCUAGGAAAUAUAAUCCAAGGACAAUAAUAAAUCAUCUAAAUGAAUCUGAUAAUGCAGAUCAAGAAAGGCACUUGGGACCCUUAGGUGACGUCGAUCUGGCGGAUCAAGGUGACGCAAAUUCGGUUACAUCUAAAAAAAUCAAGGCAGAACAGUUAGUUGAGGAAUCCAAUGCUCCCUUAUAUCAAAUAAAUACGAAGUCAGAGGAGGAAAGGGUGAAAGAACUUAAUACACGAAAUUGGCAAACUGCUGAAGUUAACGAUGAGGGGCUAAAAGAACAUGAUCAUUUUCUAAAGGCAGAAGCCAGUCCAUUAGAGAUAACAGUUGGUGAUCCAAUGAAGGUUGGUGAUAUUACUAAUGCGCAUAUUGUUUACUCUAUUAAGUCUAAGAGAAAAAAUUCCAGUCUGACGGCAUCAAACUUUCCUAAAACUGACGAUUUUAUUACGGUUUCAAGAAGAUACAGAGACUUUAGGUGGGUAUACCAUCAACUUCAGAAUAAUCAUCCAGGUGUGAUUAUCCCGCCGCCUCCAACAAAGCAAACAUAUAUCGGCAGAUUUAACGAGAACUUCAUCGAAAACAGAAGGUUAUCAUUAGAAAAAAUGUUGAGCAAAAUCAGUUCUAUUCCACCAUUAUGCAACGAUGAAGAUUUUAUUAUGUUUCUCACUAGUGAAGACUUCGCUAACGAAUCAAAGGAACGUGAAAGAUUAAGUGGCUCCGGUGCUUCAGUACAGAAUAACGAUGCACUUGAUAAUGAGCAUAGUAUAAGUGGUAAUGAUGAUGUCAGCAACUCCGGAAGCAUUGGUAGUGGAUCCGGUUCUUUAAUGCCAGGAGGAACUGUAGGGGGUGGGUUUAUGAGCUCUCUCUUUUCGAUAUCUACAAAGAUGACAGAUCCAGAUGAUUUUUUCGUCAGAAAAAAGGAUUAUAUUGAAGAUCUAGAACAAAAUCUUAGGAAUCUUUACAAAUCGAUUGAGUUGAUAGGAACUCAAAGGUUAGAAAUGAUAUCUCUUUUGGAUGAAAUAUCGCUAACGGUAGAUGAGCUUGCUGACCUCGAGAUCCUGAAGGUCACAAGUGACUUGUUGAAUGCUUUCAGUGAUGUUCAAUUAAAAUUAAAGGAAAAUCUUGAUAGGGUCAACUUACAAGAUCAAUUAACCUUAGGCUUCACGAUCGAAGAAUACUUGAGGAUUAUUGGUUCCGUCAAGUUCACGUUUGAAACAAGAAUGAAGAUAUACCUGCAGUUUCAUUCCUUCAAUCAGGAUUUGCAAAAGAAGCAAGCUCAAUUAGACAAAUUGAACAAAAAAUACAAAGCCCAGGUCGACAAAAUUAAUAUGCUAACUUUUGAAGUUGAUAAGCUUAAGCAGAGAACAGCAGCAUACGAGAAGAAAUUUGUUUCUAUAAGCGAUACCAUAAAAUCAGAAUUGGAGAAGUUCGAAUUUCAAAAGAUCGACGACUUUAGAAAUAGUGUAGAGAUCUUUAUCGAAAGCUCAAUAGAGUCUCAGAAAGAGGCAAUUGAGCUCUGGGAAACUUUCUAUGAACGUCAAAACUUGGCAAAAGUAUAG